AUGGGCUCAAUGCUUACCUUCAUUCUUGUUGGCAGCGCGGGCGUCACGGACUCGGCAUUGACGAACCAUGGGAUGCUUCAAGUCGAGAAGCUAGCGGGAUACCUUAGCCAGCAGGGUGUGUGUUUCACUCGCGUCUUCUGCUCUCCCUUGCAACGUGCUCGGGCUACAGCUGAUGCAUUGAAAAGCACUCAUGGCGAUACGAUGGGAAAACCGUUCGUCAUUCCUUGUCUUCGCGAGAAGGACUAUGGGUCGCUCGAAGGCAAGUCGUGGGUGUCCCCCAACGUCAAUGUCAAGGAGAAGCAUGACGGCUUUGCCCCUGCAGAGACUUUCGAUGAAUUAUUUUCAAGAGCAAAGGAGUUUGUUAAGGACUUCUUGUUGCCUCUUCUACGUGAUGGCAGCGACAACCAUACAGUCGCUGUCGUGUCUCACGGAGUCAUCCUGUCUGUCAUCUGGCGAACACUGAAACAAAUGCGUGUCCCACCAUGCUCGUCUUCUAGCUCUCAUGGUAUCCCGGGAGACCCUUUGGUUAUGUGGUCAAACACAGGUUACCUGGAACUCGAUCUUAGCAUGGCAAUGGCCACUGACCAGAACCGGACGGCCUUAUCCAACCUUGAAAUAUCCGUGUUGGCCAUUAACAGUCGUCAGCAUCUAACUAACUUGAAGCGCACUCGGGGCAUCGGCAACUCCAAACACGACCCAAAACAACAAAAGCUGGAAUCUUUUUUUCACCGUCGACAAUGA
This is a messenger RNA of Trichophyton benhamiae CBS 112371, 741 nucleotides long. RefSeq lists its product as uncharacterized. NCBI's taxonomy places the organism in Eukaryota, Fungi, Ascomycota, Eurotiomycetes, Onygenales, Arthrodermataceae. The transcript has a single exon. The record is from RefSeq and is a predicted model, not a curated record. Gene Ontology annotation, molecular function: fructose-2,6-bisphosphate 2-phosphatase activity. Gene Ontology annotation, biological process: positive regulation of DNA repair; fructose 1,6-bisphosphate metabolic process; regulation of pentose-phosphate shunt. Gene Ontology annotation, cellular component: cytosol. The coding region runs from base 1 to 741 and encodes 246 amino acids.